UGAAGAGGUAGCGCCCCAUUAGCCUAAAUGGAUAUUAUCAACCGUUUGUUAAUACCCAACUGGACCUUGCUGCAGCUUGCGACCCGAGAAGCACGGCCGUCAACCAUGUCAAUUCCUGCGGGAAACAGGUGUUCUGAUCGUCCCGCUUCGACCGUCCGAGUGGGGGAAUCCGACAGCGAGAGGAAGUCCGACCUGUACGACGAUGAUUGAGGAAUUGUCACUCUUUAACCUCGGGCAUUGAAUUCCAGAAGAGAGAGGCGAAGAGAGAAUAGCUGUCGUGGCCAUCGUAACGCUUCCGUCUCUAUUCUGUCAGGCUCCGAGAUUGCAUCGUCGAGUGGCUAAAGACCAUCAUGGCACCUUCAGCGAUAAUCGAUCCGCCGGCAUCGACGACGCCGAAAUACGUUGACGGCGCCUUGAUCACCGACGUGGAGAAGCACGGCGACAAUCCCGUCGUCAUUCGACUGACCGACGAGGAGCUUCAUUCGGGAAAGACGCGCCCGGAGACACUGCAAGAAUGUCUCAAGUACUUCCACCGAGACGGCUUCGUGGUGCUGGAAAACGCCAUCCCCGACGAGCUGGUCGACCGGCUGUACAACCGCAUGGUGAAAGACAAUGUCGAGUUCCUCCGGAAGAAGCACAUGCACUGGAACCAGGGCGCUGCCACGGGGAAUGUCAGCCAAAUCCCACCCCUUGAACCCGACUACCUGGACCGCGAAUUCUAUGCGAACUCUCACAUGAUCCACGUGGUGGAAAAUCUGCUCGGACCCAAACCUGAGCUUCGCUUCAUCAACAGCAACGUGGCCUGUCCGGGCGGCACGGGGCGUCAAGCUGUGCACAGCGACGUCAGCCAUGACUGGCCCGUGAUCCCGUUCGGGCUCGUCAUGAACAUCUACCUGCAGGACUCGGAUGAGAGGAACGGCGUGACAGAGGUCUGGUGCGGCACACACAACGCCUACCCACAGAAAGAACAGCAGGCAUUUCCCGAGCGCGGAUGGAUCAAGAAAGAGUACAUCCAGGAGCGAGCCAAGGUCAAGCCUCCCGUACAGCCCAAGGUGCGCAAAGGCAGCAUCUGCUUCCGCGACCUGCGGCUCUGGCACGCCGGCAUGCCCAACAAGAGCGACAAGCACCGCAUCAUGCUGGCCAUAGACUACUUUGCGCAGUGGUACCAGUGUCCCAUGACCACCAAGCUGCCGCUGGCUAUGAAGGACAAGAUCGAGCGAGAGUGGGAGGGCAUCUCGACCGCCGGGGUUGAAUGGGUCGAGGGUGACUUGAACAGUUUGGACGUACCCUUCUACCUGAACAUGACCCAGGAUCCGAAACUGUAUCUGCUGCAGACCGAGAAGGGUUUCCAAGACCUCAAGGGCCGGCAGACGGGCGAGUACAGGUUUGAUUCGGCAAAGGUCACGGACCAGAACUAUUGGACCCCAGAGUGAAGCAUAUCAAACACGUGCGCGAGCG
Molecule: messenger RNA, 1458 nt
Organism: Cladophialophora immunda
Lineage: Eukaryota; Fungi; Ascomycota; Eurotiomycetes; Chaetothyriales; Herpotrichiellaceae
Exons: 1
Coding region: 351-1433 (360 amino acids)
Source: RefSeq, a predicted model, not a curated record